AUGUCCGCCGAGGAGCAGCAAGCGGCCAAGUCCGAAUUCGACAAUGUCGUGUCGCAGUCGCAGUUCAAGAACAUUGGAGACAUCGUUGAGAAGGGAGAGGGCGACGAUGAGGACCUGGGUCCUAUGUCGAUUGAGUCUCUCUGCAUGAACUGCCACGAGAAUGGAGUCACCCGCCUGCUUCUCAUUCGUGUCCCCUACUUCCGCGAUAUCAUCCUUGAGUCUUUCUCGUGCGAACACUGUCACUUUGCCAACAAUUCCAUCAAGGCAGCUGGUCAAAUCCAAAGCCAAGGCGCAAAGUACACCCUCGAAGUUGAGAGCACAGACGAUAUGCAAAGACAAUUAGUUAAGUCGGAUCAAGGAAUCCUGACCAUCGAUACCCUUGGAAUUGAAGCUCCCCGUGAGGGUAACUUGACCAACGUUGAGGGCGCAAUCCAGCGUGUCCACGAAGGUCUUUCCAACGACCAGCCCGCUCGCAAGGAGCAAGCCCCCGAGCUCUACGAGUCCCUCCAGCCCCUGGUCGACCGCCUCAAGAGCUUCUUGGAUGGCACCGGCUUCCCCUUCACCAUCUCCCUCGACGACCCCACUGGAAACUCUUGGAUCGCCCCUAACACCCUGGACCGUGGCAACAAGUACCGUACCAAACUCUACUACCGCACCCACGAGCAGAACGAGGAGCUCGGAAUCUCCGCUGAUCCCGAGGCUGCGCAGACAGAGGAGGGCCCCGACUCUGAGAUCGUGGAUGGCAAGGAAUACUGCUUGCCUGCCGAGUGCCCUGGCUGCACUAAGCCAUGCGAGCUGCUUAUCAAGAAGGUCAACAUUCCUUACUUCAAGGAAGUCUACCUGUGGAGCAACGUCUGCGAGCACUGCGGACUGCGUUCAUCUGAUGUCAAGACUGGUGGAGAGGUUCCGGAGCUCGGCAAGCACAUCACCUUGGUCGUGAAGGAACAGGUUGAUCUUUCCCGCGAUAUCCUCAAGUCUGACACCUGCGCCGUGCACAGUGACGAGCUCGAGAUCUCGAUCCAGCCUGGUACACUCGGUGGCCGUUUCACCACCCUUGAGGGCCUGCUCACCGAGGUGCGCGACAGCUUGAAGGGUCACCUGUUCGAUAUUGGCGGCGGCGGCGGUGACAGUCUCGAGACUAACGAAAAGGCCAAGUGGGAUCGCUUCUUCGAGCGUCUUGAAUGCGCUAUCAACGGCGACCUUGAGAAGUUCGGCGGCCAGUUUACUAUUACUCUCAGCGAUCCCCUGGCCAACAGCUACGUCCAAGAUCUGUGUGCGCCUGCUGCGGAUCCUCAGCUCACCAUCGAGGAGUAUAAGCGCACAGACGAAGAAGAGGAUGACCUUGGUCUCAAGGACAUGAAGACCGAGGGUUACGAGGAAGACGCCCAGAAGGAGGAGCAGAAGUCAUAA
Messenger RNA from Penicillium waksmanii, 1410 nucleotides. RefSeq names its product zinc finger-containing protein ZPR1 (gene zpr1). Lineage: Eukaryota; Fungi; Ascomycota; Eurotiomycetes; Eurotiales; Aspergillaceae. The transcript has 3 exons. Bases 1 to 1410 code for a protein of 469 amino acids. Gene Ontology annotation, cellular component: nucleus; cytoplasm. Gene Ontology annotation, molecular function: zinc ion binding. The record is from RefSeq and is a predicted model, not a curated record.